GCCUAAAAACGGAAGUGUGACCGGAUUUGUGUGCGUGCUGUUCCUGUCCCUUUAAGCCGGUGCGGAAGUAGUCGCUGAAUUGAUGCAACGCUCAGUGGAAGGUCAGCCUGGGUCUCCGGUGAAUUACAGCUGCACUCACAGUAAACUAAACCUGCUGUUAAACGUUAACAUUUACAGUUCGGCGUCCCCUCAUAUAUCGCUACUCAACUUGAGUAAAAAUCGUGAAUUUCGUGUCUUUUUUUUUUCGGUGAGUAAAGUGACGUCCAGUAACAACAGGCACCGGCCGGGUAGAUACUCGUUUUUGAUUCAGUUUUACGCUGUGACUACCGCCUCUUCCCCCAUGUCUGCGUCCAAAUGUACACGGCUGAGCGGAGCUCUGGUGAAGCAGCUGCUGGACUCAGUGGACAGCAUCCUGUUCGACUGCGACGGCGUUAUCUGGCGGGGGGACCAGGCCAUCCCUGGCGCUCCCCAAGUCAUUAACCUUCUCAAGGAAAAGGGCAAGAAGGUCUUCUUCGUGACCAACAACAGCACCAAGUCGAGGAAGAUGUACGCCGAUAAAAUGACAACGCUGGGGUUUGACGUGAAGGAAGAUGAAGUAUUCGGGACCGCGUACUGCUGCGCCGUGUACCUGAAAACGGUCUGCAAGCUGGAGGGUAAGGUGUACCUGAUUGGAAGCGACGCGAUGAGGCAGGAGCUGGAGGCGGUGGAGAUCCAGCAGACCGGGGUGGGACCUGACCACAUCUGCGGAAAGCAGAUUGACUGGGCCAACGUGCCUCUGGACCCCGAGGUGAAGGCGGUGGUGGUCGGUUUCGAUGAGCAUUUCAGUUACAUGAAAAUGAACCGGGCCAUGCAGUAUCUGAGCCAGCGGGACUGUCUGUUUGUGGGAACCAACAGGGACACCAGGCUGCCUCUGGAAGGGGGCAAGGCCGUCCCAGGUACCGGCUGUCUGCUUCGGGCCAUCGAGACAGCAGCCCAGCGUGAGGCCCAGACGGUGGGGAAGCCCAACCACUUCAUGUUCGACUGUGUGGCCUCCCAGUUCGGCGUGAAAGCCGACCGCUGCCUGAUGGUCGGGGACCGUCUGGACACUGACAUCUUGCUGGGCUCUAACUGCGGCCUGAAGACCCUCCUCACCCUCACAGGGGUCAGCACUGUGGCGGAUGCUGAAGCCCAUCAGAAAAGUGGCUGUGCGGAGAGGCAGGGGAUGGUGCCGGAUUAUUACGUGGAGAGCAUCGCGGACCUCAUUCCAGCUCUGCAGGGAUGAGAGUGAGAAUCGUACACGAUACUCAGAAUCCAGUGUCUUUUUUGUUUAUUUUUUUAAAGGGAAUAUUUUUUGCUCCAGAUAAUCUCCAUAACAGCAUUUAGCUGCUUUGUGACAGAGGAGACAAAGACUCUAGAAUCUCUAUCUAAAUUUUAAUUUAUCUUACAUGCUAAACCUUCUAAUUUUAAUAUAUGAUUAUUAACAGCAUGAGAACAAUAAUUCUCAGUAUUAUUUUUGAUGUAUUUAAAUGUUAAAAAGUUACACUGAAAAAAUGAGUGUAUAUUCCUUUUUUUAAAAGUGAACUAUAAAGGCCCUUACUGGAUCUGUGAUGUAAUCUCUUGAGCAACUACAUGUCAAACCUGAGAAGAAAAGCGAGCACACAAGAAGUGUCAACAGUUUGGCAAUAUGCUUAAAGUUUACAUCAUUUUUUCAACGGGCAGAAUCAGGACUGAACUGGCUGAACUUGAGCUUUCUCUGUUCUGUGUAGUCUAAGACCUCAACACAAUGUGCUGAUAUGUGCAUUUAGAUUCAAGGGAUGGUGCAACAGUGAUAUCUGGAUCUGUCAUGUCAUUUAUUGUUUUAUAAAACAGUGACAUUAAUGUUUUAAAGAUAUGUCUGACUUUGCCUUUCUCAGAAAGCCAUGUUCAACUCUAUAAUAAAUUAUUUU
Messenger RNA from Archocentrus centrarchus (flier cichlid), 1925 nucleotides. RefSeq names its product phosphoglycolate phosphatase (gene pgp). The coding region runs from base 83 to 1261 and encodes 392 amino acids. Gene Ontology annotation, cellular component: cytoplasm. The transcript has 2 exons. NCBI's taxonomy places the organism in Eukaryota, Metazoa, Chordata, Actinopteri, Cichliformes, Cichlidae. The record is from RefSeq and is a predicted model, not a curated record. Gene Ontology annotation, molecular function: sn-glycerol 3-phosphatase activity.